UCCACCCAUUUGACCACUGUCGGAAGGAUUGUUUCCUGUGAUGCAGAGGAGAAAGCUGCACAUCUUUCAGAGGCAGGCAAGCAGGAGAAGGAGGAGGAAGCGUCAAGCUUUCAAUGCCCGACUGAGGCUGCUGUCAUCCUUGAAGGCUGGCAGAAAACUUGGGAGCAGCCGUCGUCAGCGAACUACCAGGGCAUUCCACCACAAGACGUCCGGUGGCUGAAGGAAAAUGAGGAUUAUGGAUUGUAUAAAGCAGCCGCAGCACAUAAAACCAAAAGUGGAGAAAUCGUCAAGCGGAAACUGCUGAAGGACAAGAUGGAAUUCAACCCUCCUCCUGUUCCGACCUAUUUGGGUGGCUCAAUUCCAAAUAUGUUUUCCUUUUUCACUGCACCUGUCUUCUUUUGGCGACCUGUUGGCAUUCUGCAUGCAAAAAUCUGGUGCCCAAACACCAACUGCCCCGCCCUCCAAACACCUUUCUUAUCAGGAAAGGUUACUCGUCUUCUGCACGACAGGUUUGUGGCCUCAAGUCCUUUUACACUCUCCUGUCAGAGAGACUGCUGUGCACGUACUGUGAAAGGGUAAGAAAUGCCGGGGAAAAAGCAGGUGACGUGAGCAGAGAUCAGGACCCCCAGCAGCAGUACACCUGGCUCGCAUCAAGCCCAUGGAUUCUAAUGAAUUUGGCUCCAGCAGUACAGCACAUGUUUCCAGCCAUACUGUGUGGAAAGCGCUCCAUCGAUAGAAGCCCAGUAACCUUGCUCCAUGAUCGCAUUAACUCAGUCAGCAUGAGCAAAGUGCAGCGGCUCAUCCAGCAGGGACAUGAUGAGUGGCACAUGCGUGACGGGAGAAAUCCUGUGCAUCGACGCCACAAAGCAGAUACUGAGAAAGAUCUACGGUGACGGCCAAGCAACAAUGCAGUUCCUCACGAGUGUCUUGAACGACUGGGGUCAAUUUGUGACCACCGUUGUGAUGACGUCAGACUCUGAAGACUGCUACAAGAGAAUGGCCCGCGGACUGACUGCCAGGUUCAAGCGCGCCCAGGCACCUGCUCCAAAAAUCCUCUACGCAGACAGCCACUGCUGUUGUGACGGAGGCACGUCCAUGCUGGAAUCCUUGUUUGCUGACUGGAUUGAAGAGGGCAUGGUGAUCCGGCUUGACAUUCGUCACUGGCUGCACCGUUGGGAUGCUGUGGUGAUCAGGCAGACUCACGCCAAGUAUGGAGCCUUCAUGAGCGCCAUGGCUGGAGCCCUGCUGGCCUACAACCAGGCAGAUAUGCGACUGCUGAUCUCUGCUGUUCGGAAUGGCAACAAAGAAAUGUACUCCAAGUACAGCGAUGAGGAGAUGAUUUCCUUUUUGAAGCCAAACCAGAUCAAGAGCUACGUUCACCGUGUGACCAGGGGUGUUGAGAACAGCGCUGUUGCUGUGGAGUUCAUCUUGGAGCACUUCAAGGGACCAGCUGGGAUGGACAUUGAUGGGAUCCCUUUGUUUAAGGAUGACGCCGCUGUCAACAGUCACUGGGCAACUGCAAGCAAACAUCUGAGGACCCACCUGGCAUACCGUUGUACAUCAGCACCAAGGUCGUGA
Molecule: messenger RNA, 1578 nt
Organism: Oryzias melastigma (Indian medaka)
Lineage: Eukaryota; Metazoa; Chordata; Actinopteri; Beloniformes; Adrianichthyidae
Exons: 6
Coding region: 814-1578 (254 amino acids)
Source: RefSeq, a predicted model, not a curated record